Messenger RNA from Fomitopsis serialis, 437 nucleotides. RefSeq lists its product as uncharacterized. Bases 126 to 401 code for a protein of 91 amino acids. NCBI's taxonomy places the organism in Eukaryota, Fungi, Basidiomycota, Agaricomycetes, Polyporales, Fomitopsidaceae. The record is from RefSeq and is a predicted model, not a curated record. The transcript has 3 exons.
GUGUGCGAGCGAGAGGGUGCACAGGCGAGAGGCAUGUGAGAGUAGCGAGAGCAGGUGAUCAGGCGAGAGCCAGGGGGGUGAGCCAGAGAAUCGACAAGCCACCGAGUGAGCAGGUGAAAUCAGAGAUGGGCGAGCGCACGGGCAGGCGAGAGGGUGAGUGUAUGAGAAAUCGAGCCAUUGAGACGACGCUAGCGGUCGAGAGUGAGGUCGAGAGGACGCGCGAGAGCAAGACAGGGAGGGGACGAGAAGUCGAGAGUGAGCAUGUAAGAGGGCGGAAGGCUGAAAGCACGAGUACUAUGCAGGCAAGGCAAGGCAGGCGAGAAAAAGGCCCCAUUGGCAGAGUAGGGCGGAGAGUGUCGGAUGCGAGAGGAGUGUGCAAGAGGGGCGACUCUGACCAGUGACGUCGAGCCUUCCCACACUCUUCCUAGGUGCUCAUA